AUGUUUAAGGAGGAACCUGUGCUUGUCUCAAACUGCGAUGUCGAGAAUUCAGAGCUUGCCGUUCUCAUUGGAAAUGGGGAAAGUGAGCUUGAGGAUUUUGGGACUUGCGUGGAUGAUAUCACUGAGAGAGUGAAUCAGCUUGAGCAGAAAGUUGUGGAGGUUGAACAGUUUUACUCUAGCAAAGAUGGAGCAGCUCAGACAAACACUUCUAAGAGUAACUCUGGCGGCAAAAAGAUUGCCAUUUCUCAACCAAACCUCUCAAAAUGUAACUCUUCCGGGAAAGAGAAAACAAAGGGGAAACAUGUUUCAAGCCCUGAACUUAUGCGUCAGUUUGCUACAAUUAUUCGUCAGAUAGCUCAACAAAAAUGGGCAUGGCCGUUUCUGGAACCUGUUGAUGUUAAAGGACUUGGACUCCAUGAUUAUCACAAGGUGAUAGAGAAGCCAAUGGACUUGGGAACAAUCAAAAGCAAAAUGGAGGCUUCAGAGUAUAGCAAUGUCCGGGAGAUAUAUGCUGAUGUUAGGCUAGUUUUCAAGAACGCUAUGAAGUAUAACGAACCGAAAGAUGAUGUCUUUGUGAUGGCUCAUUCUCUGUUGGAGAAGUUUGAGGAGAAAUGGCUUACCAUAAUGCCCAAAACCACUGAAGAGGAAAAGAAACAAGAACAGGAAGAAGCUCAGGAGUGUGCUAAUAAGCAGCUUGCUCUUGAGGCUGCUCAUGCAGAAAAGGCUAGAGAACUGAGCAACGAACUAUUUGAGAUCGAUAUGCAGCUGGAGAGACUCAGAGAAACAGUAGUUCAGAGAUGCAGAAAGUUGUCUACUCAAGAGAAGAAGGGACUCUCUGCAGCUUUAGGUCGUCUCUCUCCUGAGGAUCUGUCUAAGGCGUUAAAGAUGGUUUCAGAGAGCAACCCGAGCUUCCCUGCUGGAGCACCAGAAGUCGAGCUUGACAUCGAUGUUCAGACUGAUGUUACAUUGUGGAGACUGAAGGUGUUUGUGCAAGAAGCAUUGAAAGCAGCAAACAAGAGCUCUGGAGGAACAAACAACGCUCAAAACAAUAACAACAAUGCUGGAGAGAUUAACAAGAACAAUAAUGCAAAAAGACGGAGAGAGAUCACUGAUGCAAUCAAUAAAGCUUCUAUUAAAAGAGCUAAGAAGGCUUGA
This is a messenger RNA of Microthlaspi erraticum, 1155 nucleotides long. NCBI's taxonomy places the organism in Eukaryota, Viridiplantae, Streptophyta, Magnoliopsida, Brassicales, Brassicaceae. The record is from the annotation of a GenBank genome assembly.